AAUUCUUGGCAUUUUUUGUCUUUUUUCAUUUUCAGGUUGUUUUAACUAGUUUAUUUUAGCUUUGAACGAUUGGUUAAUUGUUUCAAUUUUUAUAGAGUACAUGUGUUCGUUUGAUUCCUUUAUCAUGGUUGCCUGCAGGAUUUAAAGCGUCAAGAUGAGUCCUUGCUUUUUGUUUUCUUUUUACAGUCGCCUUUGUGUUCCUAGUGUUUCUACUGUAUAUGUUUCAACGCAGCAGUCCACGCGUAUCUGUUUACAGCCAGUUGUUUUCUACAGCGGACCAUUUCCUUCGUUACGUAGGGCUUAUCUUCACAAAAUUGUUUUGAAAAGUACAACCUCGAGUCGUCCUUGGUGUGAAAAGUUUAACUUAGCAAUGAAACAGUCCAGUGAAGUAAAAAAGAAGCGAUUCAGUGUAUUCGGUGUAUUCUUCCUAAUCGUGACCUACUUGUGGGCAGUGAUUCUUUUUCCCGUCUUUACUGCGUUAUUUCCCGUCACUUUGUUAUUAGAUCGUGUACGCCGUCGUUUAUUGGAUCGGUUUGCUAUGUUAUGGAUGCGUUUAACCCUUUUUUGUUGUCGUCUACAGGUGGUUAUUCAAGGCGAAGAAAAUUUACCUCGAUCGGAUGAAGUAGUAAUGUAUGUUGCCAAUCAUCAGAGUUAUUUGGAUAUUUAUGUUUUAUCUGCGUUGAAACGAAAGUUCAAGUUUGUAUCCAAAAUUGAAGUUUUUUCCUAUCCUGUCAUCGGUAAGUGUCUCAAAGUUCAUGUUGAAAAAGGAAAUAGACCGCUGUUUCAAGGUUGGGCAAUGGCUUUGGCCGGAUAUGUGGGUUUAAAACGUGGAGAUAGUCGUCGCCAGUUGCAAACCUAUCAUGAAAUAGUACGAAAGCUUCAAUCAGGUGUAUCACUGGUGAUGUUUCCAGAAGGCACUCGUAGUGUUCAUGGCAGACUUUUACCUUUUAAAAUAGGACCUUUCAAAGCUGCAAAACAAGCUCAAGUGCCUAUCGUGCCUUUAACAAUUUUAGGUACUCGAGAAGUGAUGCCCAGUUUUGCUUGGUUACCUGUGGGUUUUCCUAACAAACCUAUCACUAUUCACGUACAUCCCAUGAUCCAAGUAGAAAACUAUGAAGACAAACAACUCGCAGAUAUUUGUAAAUCUGUUAUAGAAAAGCCUUUAGAAAGCAAUGAGACAACGUGGAAUAGAUCGCCGUUGUAAUGUGGUUCCCAAAUUCGCUUGACCGAUGACGUUCUCAGAGGUCCAAAACCGUCGAUUCCCUUUUUUCCGUUGUUUCUGACUUUUUCAUUUUUGAGAUAAAUUGUUGUUGAAAGUUUUUCUAUUCAAAAAGAAAGAGUAGCUAUAGUAG
Molecule: messenger RNA, 1352 nt
Organism: Galdieria sulphuraria
Lineage: Eukaryota; Rhodophyta; Bangiophyceae; Galdieriales; Galdieriaceae
Product: 1-acyl-sn-glycerol-3-phosphate acyltransferase isoform 2
Exons: 1
Coding region: 155-1204 (349 amino acids)
Biological process (GO): phosphatidic acid biosynthetic process
Cellular component (GO): membrane
Molecular function (GO): 1-acylglycerol-3-phosphate O-acyltransferase activity
Source: RefSeq, a predicted model, not a curated record